Messenger RNA from Panthera uncia (snow leopard), 5637 nucleotides. It is a transcript of the gene ZC3H7A, whose product is annotated as zinc finger CCCH-type containing 7A. Bases 2003 to 4918 code for a protein of 971 amino acids. NCBI's taxonomy places the organism in Eukaryota, Metazoa, Chordata, Mammalia, Carnivora, Felidae. The record is from RefSeq and is a predicted model, not a curated record. Gene Ontology annotation, biological process: miRNA processing. The transcript is spliced from 23 exons. Gene Ontology annotation, molecular function: metal ion binding; miRNA binding; protein binding.
AGAGACUCUUAAACAUGGAGAUAAACAGAGGAUUACUGGAGGGGUGGUGGGAAGGGGGAUGGGGUAAAUGGGUAAGGGGCAUUAAGGAAUCUACUCCUGAAAUCAUUGUGGAAAUAAAUAAUUAAAAAUAAAUAAAAUCCAUUAAUAUUUUCAAAUUAAAAGAGAAAGAUGGGCAGAUGUGAUAACCAGCAAAACAUUAAUUGUAGACCAUAGGUAGGUAUACAGUGUUCACCGAGAAAGAUUUUUAACUUGAGGGAAAAACUACAAGAACAUGAAAUUCUCCUUCCUACUGUAUUUGACUCUCCCCUGAUUAUCCGUUCCCAAAUCUUUAAACAUGGAAAGGAGAGGUGGCUCAUGCUAUUAAAAGAGCCUGCGUCUUAUUUCCUCUUAAUCACCUACUUGAGUUGUCAGCUCUUUGCCACAUGCCCUUUGUCCUUAAGAGGUUGAGGUUCAAGGUUUUCUGGCACUUUCUGGGGAAAUGGCUCUAAGGCUAUUAACUUAGUGGAUUAUCAUUACCUGGGAGUCCCUUCUGUGCCAGCAGAUUUGCCUUUUGAGUGAACCUCAAACUAAUUCCUCACCUUGCCUGUGCAGGGGUUGGGAGAAAGGUGACUAAUCAUUGAGGACAGGCAAGAAUUCUUGCUUUGGGUAACCCUUUCCUUGGCCCCGUCUUUCAGGCCUGACUGCCGUGACACCCCCAAGUGCCCUUCUGGGUGCCUUUGGGCAGUCGGUUCUGGCUCUACAUCGGCCCCAUCUUACAUAAAAUAGGAAGAAGGCUUGGUGGUCCCUUAAGUCGUCUUUCCAAGGAAGGGGUCAGAGGCUAUGUGGAUUUCUAAAAAAUACUUCAAAUUUUUUCUCAGCGGUAUUUCACGUUCAGCGUUCAGGAAAAAGUUUUAAAGGUAGGUAUGCAGUGCAAAGGCCCUUCUCACCGCACCCUGAGCCCCCAGGUUUCUGCCAUUGCUGUGGUUUUCUGAGAUUCCCUCUGGAGCUGUUGCGAGGAUGUACAAGGACAUAUGAAUAGACAGCCUCCCCCGACCCUUUCUCUAAACAGAACAGGGUCCUAUUGUGGAUACCGCACCUUUACUUGGUCUUUUUUUCCAACACAGUCCGUGUCCUUCUUGAUAGACAUUGGGUACGUUUUUGAUCUUUUUCUCUUAGAAAUAGCACCUCCUUAAAUACCUUUGUACAUCCAAGUAUGAUUUAACUUUUUUUGUUGUUAAGGAAAUGGUCAGACGAGUUCAAGUGGAAGAUUAGAAAGACCCCCCCCCCCCCGCCCUCACACGUCCCCAUCAUAGGUUAGGACAGUGGUCCAUGUUUUUGGCGGUCUUGUCUCAUUUCUACCCACUCAUCCCCCUCUAAGCUAGACUGUCUGAAACACAAAUUCCAGAAAUAAAGACAUCUCGCUUCAGCAUCCUGGGCUUUGUACCCUUUUUAUUUUGAAACAUUUCAGACGUUGACAAAGUACAGAGAUUCCCUGUAUUCGUCACUAGUUUUGGGAACAUUCAGCCGUUUCACCCCCUCCAGCCCCCUUUUGUUUUUGUUUGCUGGACUGUUUCGUGGCAAAUCUUGGAUAGAUCAUUUCACAUGUAAACACUUCAGUAAAGUAACAACUUUUAUUAUUAAACGUUUUUUUAGAAUUAUUUUAUUUUUGAGAGAGAGAGAGGGAUCGAGCCUGAGCGUGAGUGGGGGAGGAGCAGAGAGAGAGAGAGUCCACAGCAGGCUGUCUGCACUGUCAGCGCAGAGCCCGACACGGGGCUCGAACUCACAGACCGUGAGAUCAGGACCUGAGCUGCAGUCAAGAGUUGGACGUUCAGCCGAGUCACCCAGGUGCCCCAGGAAAGUCAACAACUUUGAGAUUAGAAGAUUGAAACAUGUAGAACUACAGUGUUUAAAAGAUGGAAAAAAAUGAUCACCAGUUACCAGCCUUCGGGGCCUUUCAACCCUUGUCCCCACCUCUACACUUUGAAAAAGGUCGAUCGUUUAGAAAGUGGAUGUGCGGGGUAACAUGUCCAGUGUGUCCGAGGAGAGAAGAAAAAGGCAGCAGAACAUUAAGGAAGGACUGCAGUUUAUCCAGUCACCGCUGUCGUAUCCAGGGACACAGGAACAAUAUGCGGUAUAUUUACGUGCUCUUGUGAGAAAUCUUUUUAAUGAAGGAAACGAUGUUUAUCGGGAACACGAUUGGAACAACUCGAUAAGCCAGUACACAGAAGCUCUGAAUAUAGCUGGUUAUGCAAAGUCGGAAGAAAUUGUCAUCCCUAAAGAAAUAAUUGAAAAACUGCAUAUAAAUCGUAUUGCUUGCUAUUCUAAUAUGGGUUUGCAUGAUAAAGUUUUAGAAGACUGUGACACAGUGCUCAGUUUAAAUGCCAGUAACUGCAAAGCUCUGUAUCGGAAAUCUAAGGCUCUCAGUGACUUAGGAAGAUACAGAGAGGCUUAUGACUCCGUAGCAAAGUGCUCCUUGGCGGUGCCUCAGGAUGAACAUGUGAUCAAACUAACUCAAGAACUAGCUCAGAAAUUGGGAUUUAAAAUAAGAAAAGCGUAUGUCAGGGCUGAGCUUGCGUUAAAAUCCGUUCCUGGGGACGGGGCUACCAAGGCUUUGAGCUGUUCUGUGGAAGAUAUCGAGCCAGAUUUGUUAACUCCGAGGCAGGAAGCAGUUCCUGUCGUCUCUGUGCCUGCGUCCAGUUUCUCCCACCAAGUCGGAAGUGAGCUGGCCUCAGUUCCUAUCAUGCCCUUGCCCUCUAUGCUGCCCCUGCAAGUGGAUGAGAGCCCCCUGCCAUCGGCGGUGUUGGCAAACGGAGGAAAGACCCCCUUCACCAUGCCGGAACCUUUUCUGGAUGACGGAGAUAUGGUCCUCGGCGACGAAAUAGAUGACCUUCUUGAUUCGGCACCUGAGGCCAAUGAAACUGUUAUGCCGUCAGCUUUAGUCCGAGGAGCCCUUCCCGCAGCCAGUGUCCCCCCUAGCAUGCCUUUCUCAGCAUCUCUGUUGGGCACCUUGCCCAUUGGUGCGAGGUAUGCCCCUCCACCCUCCUUCUCAGAACUGUAUCCACCUUUGACCUCAUCCUUGGAAGAUUUCUGCUCUUCUUUGAGUUCAUUUUCAAUGAGUGAUUCCAAGCGAGAUGUGCCCACCUCAACUUCUAGAGAGGGAACAGCGCUUAGCGGCAGUAAUUCCUCCCUUUUACUUAUGAAUGGACCAGGCAACUUGUUUGCUUCUGAGAGUUUCCUGGGAAUUUCAAGCCACCCUAGAAAUGACUUUGGAAACUUCUUUGGAAGCACAGUUACUAAACCACCUUCAUCCGUGACCCCAAGACACCCCCUUGAAGGAACCCAUGAACUGAGACAAGCUUGUCAGAUGUGUUUUGUAAAAUCAGGCCCUAAGUUAAUGGAUUUCACUUACCAUGCUAAUAUAGAUCAUAAAUGUAAGAAAGAUAUUUUAAUUGGUAGAAUAAAGAAUGUUGAAGAUAAAUCAUGGAAAAAAAUACGCCCAAGACCAACAAAAACAAAUUAUGAAGGACCUUAUUAUAUAUGUAAAGAUGUUGCUGCUGAGGAGGAAUGUAGAUAUUCAGGCCACUGCACAUUUGCUUAUUGCCAAGAAGAGAUAGAUAUCUGGACACUGGAGCGGAAAGGGGCGUUCAGCAGAGAGGCUUUCUUUGGUGGCAAUGGAAAGAUCAACCUCACUGUAUUCAAACUUCUCCAAGAGCAUCUUGGAGAGUUUAUAUUCCUCUGUGAGAAAUGUUUUGAUCAUAAGCCUAGAAUGAUAAGUAAAAGAAAUAAAGAUAAUUCUACUUCUUGUUCUCACCCGGUUACAAAGCAUGAGUUUGAAGACAAUAAGUGCCUUGUCCACAUCUUGCGAGAGACAACGGUAAAAUACUCCAAAAUACGUUCUUUUCAUGGUCAGUGUCAGCUUGAUUUAUGUCGCCAUGAGGUCCGGUAUGGCUGCUUAAGGGAAGAUGAGUGCUUUUAUGCGCAUAGUCUUGUAGAACUGAAAGUCUGGAUACUGCAAAAUGAAACCGGUAUCUCACACGAUGCCAUCGCUCAAGAAUCUAAACGAUACUGGCAAAAUCUGGAAGCCAGCGUACCUGGGGCUCAGGUACUUGGCAAUCAGCUAAUGCCUGGAUCUCUUAAUAUGAAGAUAAAAUUUGUGUGUGCUCAGUGUCUGAGAAAUGGUCAAGUCAUUGAACCAGACAAGAACAGAAAAUAUUGUAGUGCAAAAGCAAGGCACUCGUGGACCAGAGAUCGGCGCGCGAUGAGAGUGAUGUCCAUCGAACGUAAGAAGUGGAUGAACAUUCGUCCUCUCCCCACAAAGAAACAAAUGCCUUUACAGUUUGAUCUGUGCAAUCAUAUUGCUUCCGGGAAGAAGUGUCAGUAUGUUGGGAACUGCUCGUUUGCUCAUAGCCCCGAGGAGCGGGAAGUGUGGACGUACAUGAAGGAGAACGGCAUACAAGAUAUGGAGCAGUUUUAUGAGCUCUGGCUAAAGAGUCAAAAAAAUGAAAAAAGCGAUGAUGUAGCCAGUCAAUCAAACAAGGAGAACGGAAAACAAAUCCACAUGCCGACAGAUUACGCUGAAGUUACUGCCGACUUUCACUGCUGGAUGUGUGGGAAGAACUGCAACAGUGAGAAGCAGUGGCAAGGCCACAUCUCCUCGGAGAAGCACAAGGAGAAGGUGUUCCACACCGAGGACGACCAGUAUUGCUGGCAGCACCGCUUUCCGACAGGGUAUUUUAGUGUUUGCGAUAGGUAUAUGAACGGCACCUGCACAGAAGGAAGCGGCUGUAAGUUUGCACACGGCAACGCCGAGCUCCACGAGUGGGAAGAGCGGAGGGACGCCCUAAAGAUGAAGCUCAACAAAGCAAGAAAAGAUCACUUAAUCGCCCCAAAUGAUAAUGACUUUGGAAAAUAUAGUUUUUUGUUUAAAGAUUUAAACUAAUAUGCUGGCUUUUAUGUAUGUUACCUAAUCAGAGCAUCGACCAGAAAAAAUGGAAAGUGUUCUCAGGCACGUGGCAGAGAAGCCGCAGACUUUCUGCUUGUAUUGGCGUCUAUCGUACCUCCUGAGCAGCAACCCACAGUAGGUAGGAAAACGGGCUGUUUGACAGGUCUGGCCAUGCUCUCGUGGCACCAUUGGCAUCGCAUGGCGAAGUGACCGCUACCCGGUUGCCAUCUGUUGAACAGACUUUUGGAUGAAGCGUGUUGGGGAAGAGGAUGAGGUUGUGUCUAAGACGACUCCUUGAGUUGGUCCUUUGGAUCAGAACCACGGCGGUGAGAGAGUAGACACUAGGGCCAGAAUACAUGAUGGAUGAAAUUCUUCACAGGUUUGAAAUGGAACGACUUUGUUUAAUAUAAUAAAGUUUGCUACUUAUCUGUACGUAGGUUGCUAAAAAGGAUUUUCUUAACUCAGAUUUUAAGCCAAAUAACCAUUUAACACUAGUACAUGUUAAAUGGGGUAUUUUUCUGUAUUUGUAUGUUUCACUAUAAUAAGGGAACUAAGGAUAAUGUGCAUUGAGAAUAUUUUGAAAAAUAAUCAGUCGACUCAAAUUUUAUUUCUUGGUCUUUUGCUGUUUAAACGAUGAUUUUGAAAGAUUACACUUGUACUGUUGGUAUUGUGUAGUGUAUGGACCAAUAUUGCCUGUAAUAAACAUUUUAUAUAUA